AUCACUUUGUGUCCAAGAUGGCGGUCGCGGGAGAGCAAGUGAAACUCGUGCAGAUUGACGGCUUGGUUGUGCUGAAGAUCAUUAAACACUGUGAGGAGGAGGGGGCAGUGGGAGACCUGGUACAGGGGGUACUACUGGGACUGGUGGUGGACGACAAGCUGGAGAUCACCAACUGUUUCCCCUUCCCUCGACAUGGCACAGAUGAGGACUUUGAUGAAGUUCAGUACCAGAUGGAGAUGAUGCGGAGUCUGAGGCAUGUCAACAUUGACCAUCUCCACGUAGGCUGGUACCAGUCCACAGUACACGGGGCCUUCCUCAACAGAGCACUGCUAGACUCUCAGUUCAACUACCAACAUGCCAUAGAGGAGUCUGUGGUUCUGGUCUAUGACCCACAGAGGACUGCAGGAGGCUCCCUGUGUUUACGAGCAUUUCGCCUGUCCCCCAUGGCCAUGGAGGCAUACAAGGAAGGAGAGUUCACAUCAGAGAGCUUUAAGAAGCACGGUCUGGGCUAUGAGAAUCUGUUUGAGGAGAUCUCAGUUGUCAUUAAGAACUCCAACCUGAUCAACGUGCUGUGCUGUGAGCUGAUAGAGAAGGCCCCCAGGACACAGGAGAGUGACUUCCUCAGCUUAGCUGCCAGUGGUUCCCUAAGCAGACAACUGCACUGCCUGAUGGACUGUGUGGAUGAUCUGAACCAGGAGACAACCAAGUUCAACAACUACCAGCGCAACCUGGCCAAACAGGCACAAGCCAAGAAUCAGUACUUGCAGAAAAGGCAACUUGAGAACAAUGCCCGGCAGGCAAAGGGAGAACCACCGUUGCCUGAGGAAGAUAUCACCAAGAUCUUCAAACCCAUUGCCCCUCCUCCCCGACUGGACGCGCUCCUGCUGUCAGGACAGUUGGCAAGUUACUGCAAGCAGAUCACCGACUAUGCAGCCCAUAGUUUUGGCAAAGUCUUCAUGGCCAAGGCCCUUCAGGAGGAUACCCAGGGCAGUGCAGCUCAGCCGCCGUCACUCUAAUAUAACACAAGGCAGCAGCAUGUCCUCUCUUUCAACUCAACCUACACCUACAGGGAAUGUAACAUCUUUCCAGCCUGAGAAAAGUUCUGUGGAGAAGAGAAUUUUUUCUAUGCUUCUUAUUAUAGUUGUUAUCAAAUUCUAAUGUAUACCAUCAAAUCAGGGUUUGUUGGAAAUAAAGUAAUGAGCUAGGGGUGGACUACAUUUUUAAUGUAUGUGUUGGAAAAUACUCACAAAAGCUGUCGUGUUCAGAACAUGUCCACAGUCAAGACUACGUGUACACAUUGAUACUCGAACAUAAUGGAUCAGUACUUCUUGUGUGUGAUUCCUUGAACCGGGUUGUUUAUCAGUUGGGAUCAAAGAAGACAUGUUAUAGACACUUCAUAAGCACAACCCCCAGAGAAUAAAACAGAACAUUGUAACUGAGUAA
Branchiostoma belcheri (Belcher's lancelet) is the source of this 1443-nucleotide messenger RNA. Its product is annotated as eukaryotic translation initiation factor 3 subunit H-B-like. NCBI's taxonomy places the organism in Eukaryota, Metazoa, Chordata, Leptocardii, Amphioxiformes, Branchiostomatidae. The record is from RefSeq and is a predicted model, not a curated record. Gene Ontology annotation, molecular function: protein binding; metallopeptidase activity; translation initiation factor activity. The coding region runs from base 18 to 1016 and encodes 332 amino acids. Gene Ontology annotation, cellular component: eukaryotic translation initiation factor 3 complex; cytosol; cytoplasm. The transcript has 8 exons.